AUGCACUUUUCUACCACCCUCCUCCCCUUGGCUUUGGCGCUGCGCGCCUCCGCCAUGUACGACGACUGGUAUUUCGGCAACAUGUUCGCGCUGGGACCGACCAGCGACAACAUCCACAUCACAAAGGCGACUUACUCGCUCGUCCCGCCGGCUGUGCCGUGCGGAUCGCAGCAGAAUACCAGCGAUGAGGCGCCGUGGUUGGCGCUGUGGGUUGGGUUGAGUGCGAGCAUGUCGGACCAGAAGGCGGAUUUGUUUCAGCCGUUGUUGAAUUGGUCGCCGGAUCAGAAGAGUCAGGCUUGUCCUGCUAGUAACCAGGAGUGGUGUGUUGCUACUAGUACUUACCAUUCGUCUGGCCAGGUGCAAGAGCCAUACGUGCCUGUUCCGAACGACUCGGAGCUUGAGUUCACCAUCACCGUCGAUGAGGCGAGCAACAAGAUUAUCCAGCAGAUCUCUGUCAACGGCAAGGAGAUCUCGCACCAGGCUGAUGACAAAACAAUCAACCCCACCUACAUCUACUCCAGCAACGAAUGCUACCUCGACGCCUGCGGCACCCUCGCCGCAUACUCCUGGCAGAACAUGACCAUCCACCUCAGUGACGCAGACCUUAACUUCCAAAACACCAUCGCCCUGGACGGCGCGCGUGACAGCGGAAUAACCACCCCAGACAAUGGAAAGACCUGGCACAUCAACUCGAUGCGCAUUGACCGUGACUACUUCUACCCGGACCAGAAGGACCACGAGUGCGGGUCUGACUAA
Molecule: messenger RNA, 756 nt
Organism: Aspergillus chevalieri
Lineage: Eukaryota; Fungi; Ascomycota; Eurotiomycetes; Eurotiales; Aspergillaceae
Exons: 3
Coding region: 1-756 (251 amino acids)
Source: RefSeq, a predicted model, not a curated record